Thelazia callipaeda (thelaziosis nematode) is the source of this 1239-nucleotide messenger RNA. The record is from the annotation of a GenBank genome assembly. NCBI's taxonomy places the organism in Eukaryota, Metazoa, Nematoda, Chromadorea, Rhabditida, Thelaziidae.
AUGGUGGAUGAUGUCAAAAGCAUAAGCGAUGACUUCUCGAGCUUAAUAAUUGCUGCUGAAAAAUGGGCAGAAAGUACAACGGAUAAACAGCGCGAAGAUAAAAAUUCUUCCACUUAUCCUAAAUAUGUGCCCAUCAAAGAAAUGGCUUACGAAAUGGUAAUUAACCUAUGUCAAUUGAAUUAUUGGAACUCAAGUACUGAAACAGAUACCCGGAUUACAAAAAAAAAUGCAGAAAAAAUGAAAUCGACUCAAAAAUACUCGCAAUCACCAGCGGAAAAAACGAAGGAAACAGAAACUCUUGUCAAGACUACAACUCAAAUUAGCAAAUUGCAUACAAGUCUUAUUAAUGAGUGCAUUAAUGAAUUGCCUAGCAAGAUAGACGAACCUCAACAUAAACCUCAGCAAUUUUUGAAUAAUUUGAAUGAAAGAAAAAAAGAUACGAAAUAUUUUAAAAUACUUUCAAAUGCAGCAGAAGGAUGUAAAACUUAUACAGUAUAUCAUUCAAAGUUACAAGAUACAGAAACAGCAAUGAAUGCAUGUGAAAGAAAGCAAUAUGUAUGUGUGAGUACAAACACAUCACCAACGUUUAUGACACAAAAUUUGUUUGACAUCAACGAAGCUUCCGAGGAAUCUGUAUGCAAAGUAUCGAGUAUGAGCACAGUAAAACAAACAAAGUGUGAUGGGGAUAAAAUUUCUACCACUUCCAACAACAUCAAUUCUGCUAAAAAUAACAUGAAAACGACAACAAUUACUAGUAGAGGAUCACCUAUCAUGACAAUAUAUCCUAAUCCAGCGCAUAAUACGUCAACGAAAUACGUUGAAGAUGAAAAAAAGCCGCAUAUAGCAAUGAUUACUGAAAAUUUACCAAAAUUAAGUAGCGCGGAAAAAUUGCAAAAGACUAAUUUUGAAAACAAAUUUAUGCCAUCGAAACAAAGUUACACGUGCUCUUUGACCCCGAAGAUAGCAAAUAAUAAUUUCUCUUCAAGAAAAAGUAGACGGAAACAAAUCUUGAUAUACGGUACUCCACAAAUGAAGUGCAAUUUAGAAUAUAAUAAUCUUACACCAGUAACGCCUAAAACUUAUCUACGACAUACAUUUUCAUCUGGUGCUAAACAACGUCAAUCAAAAAUACCGUACACGCCAAAUAAUUCUUUUAAACAAACGGACGAUUUGCCUCUAACAAAUCGCGCUGCUCGAUUACGAGCUGAAUACUUGGCUAAAAAACGAUUUAUGAAUUGA